Molecule: messenger RNA, 1322 nt
Organism: Colletotrichum godetiae
Lineage: Eukaryota; Fungi; Ascomycota; Sordariomycetes; Glomerellales; Glomerellaceae
Exons: 2
Coding region: 197-883 (228 amino acids)
Source: RefSeq, a predicted model, not a curated record
CUUGCUACCAACACACAAUGACACGAGCGCUUGACCAGAAAUGGCCAUGGACUCCCGGGCCCAGUUCCUCCUGUAAGCCUACGGCACAGCUCUGCCGGGAAAUUGACCAUGAAGGCCAGCCAAGAAAAACAUUGUCUCGCCGCGAUACUCACGAAAGCAUCAAUUUUUGCCCGUCUUGUCGCAUACUGAUCUCAAGAUGAAGCACUACACGACGAUCUUGCUCGCCAUCUUAGGCACCGCCACUGCGCAGACCACGUCCGUGAUUAGCGUCCUGAACCCCUAUUUCGGUGACAACCCCUACGACGCGUCCAUCAAGGACGCUAAUCCUACCGCGACGACGUACGUUGUGAGCUGCCAAACGGACAGCACGAAUUACCAAUGUCGCGAUGACCCCUCCGGCCUUGCCAUGACCCUCAUCGGAGGGCCGUCGACCGUGGAGCUUCACAUUGAACGUACUGCCAGCAAAGUAUCAACCGAAUACAUUGGUACCGUCUCAGACGGUGUCUUGUACUACCACGCGGUCGUCACAAAGAGUGGAAGCACCGUCACGCAGACCGAUACAAGUGUGUCGCCUCUGGGCACAAGCCUUUAUGUUCCCCUCACCGUUACCGCGGGCCUCGAGAAGUUGCAGCAAGCUCAGGCCGGCGCCACUACGACUGCGGCUGCAACAGCCACGGCAACCUCCACGGUGACCUCCACCGCAGCGUCCACGGCAUCGGCGCAGAGCGGGUCCAGAUCCGAAUCUGGGUCCGGCUCCGCUGCUGCAACGGCGACGACUGCGCAGGCCGCCUCGACGUCCACGCCCAACGCCGCUGCACCCCGAGUCGGCCGGGAUGGUAUGCUCGUCGGCGCUGUCGCUGCGGCUGGGUUCAUGAUGUUUUAAGUAUGUUGGUGGCAGAGCUAGAUCAUUGAAGAUGUCGUUUCAAUUGAGGGAGGCAUCGAUGAGCGGUGUAUUUCGGGAAACAGUCAUAGGCGACCUCGCGAAUGAUUCGCGACUAUCUUGACGCAUAACGACUGCUCCGACUGUGUUGCCAUGCUUGUCUCUCAUUCAUCUUCCAUGAUUACCUUUUGUUGGCUGCUGCGGCGGUAUUCCCCUGCACUUCAUUGACUUGGUGUGAGUCAAAGACGGUUAUUUUUUGUGGGUUGUCUUGCUGAAAACAACCAAAGCAUUGUUUGUUGGAACGAGUACGUCGGCUUUCAUACAGACGAGCAAUGAAUCGCCACAAGUCAUUCUGUAUGAGAAGCGAUAAAUUAAAUAGAUACAAAUCUAAACACAGAUACGAUUUAUUUCCCCCAACUCCAGCUCAAGCAUUUCUUAACUC